UGAAAGCUUACUCUAAACCACCACAGCCACAGUCUCCUCUGAGCUCAUCCCUGCGGUGGAGCCAGAAAUAUGACGUGUUUGUGUGCCACAGUCCGACUCACGGUGAUGUUGAAGAGGCUCAGCAUCUUGUCUCAUUCCUGGAAGCCUCGCCUUGCUGUCUUCAAUGUUUUUUUCUGGCAGAGGGACUCUUGUCCGGGUGGUGCCAUUCCUACAGAGGUGUGCCAAGCUGUGCAGGAGAGCCACUUCAAGGUUCUGCUCAUCACUCCAAACUUCCUGCAGGAUGACUGGUGCAAGUACAUGAUGCACCAGGCUCUGGCAGAGGGACCAUUGUCCAACCAGAUGAUCCCUCUGAUUCAAAACCUGUCUUUCCCAGAGUACCCUCAGGAAAUAAAAUUCCUCUUCUACGUGGACCUGACCAAAAAUCCCAGUCAAGGCUAUACCCUUGUUAAGAAGACUGUGCUGAAGUACUUGGAAGACAUCAGUAAAAAUGAGAAACACAGUAAGUGAAGGAGGAACUUCACAAGAAAACAAGCUGGUUGCAAAACAUUGAAGCUGCUGGACGUGAUGAAGAGAAAUGAAAAUCUCAGAGUUUUGCUCUGAUCACCCACAACAAUCAUUAUCAGAGUAUAAUUUGAGAAAUGUUUGAUUAUGUUUGUUCCACUAGUCCUAGUUCUUGGGUCAAUUUCCACCAAUAUUGCUGUGUGCAUGUAGGAUGACCUCAGAAUGGCCCUAAAGGAGUUUCAUUUGGCAAAGGUCAAGGUCAUCGAUGCCAAAGGUAAAAAAAAAAAAAAAGGUUUUACAGUAUGUGUGUUUU
Messenger RNA from Thalassophryne amazonica, 814 nucleotides. RefSeq names its product toll-interleukin 1 receptor (TIR) domain containing adaptor protein (gene tirap). Gene Ontology annotation, biological process: signal transduction. The coding region runs from base 70 to 507 and encodes 145 amino acids. NCBI's taxonomy places the organism in Eukaryota, Metazoa, Chordata, Actinopteri, Batrachoidiformes, Batrachoididae. The record is from RefSeq and is a predicted model, not a curated record. The transcript is spliced from 2 exons.